AUGGCACGCAAAAAGAUCUGCAUAGUGGUAUAUGGUGAUGGCCUGGCCACACCAGAGGUGUGGCCCUCUGAUGCAGAGGCCAAGAAACUCCUCAAGAAAUUCAAGGACAUGACAGAUGUUGGCAGCUUCAAGAAGAUACAGAAUCAAGAGGAAUUCCUCCACAGUCGCACGGUAAGACUCCAUGAGCAGGUGAGCAAGUUGGACCAUGAGAAUCAUGAGCGUGAGACCUUGGUCCUCCUGUAUGAUAGCUUGGAUGGAUGCCGCCCAGGCCUCGUUGGCACCACCAAGGAUGAGCUGAUUAGCCUUAGGGAGAUGGUGGAGACGAAGAUGAGCAAAGCCAAAGCACGACUCCAGGAGCUUGUCGUUGAGCAGGGAGCCGUGCCAGAGCCAUUGCAGGUGAUGCAAUCAGUUUCAUCCUCAUCGUGUACACAGGCUUCUCCCUACACCUACAAUGAGAUGCAAACCAUGGCACCACUAGAGGAACACCAGUUGCAGCAAGACUGGCCGAUAGCCAGCCCAGGCCCAAACUUUGGGGAGAUUGGCACUAUGCUCUAUAGUGCCUUUGUAGGCAGCAGCAGGGACGCCAGCGGCAGUGGAGUUCCUGGACAUCACAGUUGUGCGGCAGAGUUGCUUUUGGUUCGCUCAGCGGAGCUCCUCGGUUUCCACGUAUUCAAGGACGCUGGUGCUGGUUCUCCAGGAGCCCUGUUCCGCACUCAUCGCUCAACAAAUUUAGUUGACAAGUCUUUAGUAAAUGGCUUCUAUGAGCAGGGCCUUGAUCCUCAACUAUUCAAGUAG
Molecule: messenger RNA, 795 nt
Organism: Miscanthus lutarioriparius
Lineage: Eukaryota; Viridiplantae; Streptophyta; Magnoliopsida; Poales; Poaceae
Source: the annotation of a GenBank genome assembly